Ailuropoda melanoleuca (giant panda) is the source of this 3485-nucleotide messenger RNA. It is a transcript of the gene NEK5, whose product is annotated as NIMA related kinase 5. Gene Ontology annotation, molecular function: protein kinase activity; ATP binding. NCBI's taxonomy places the organism in Eukaryota, Metazoa, Chordata, Mammalia, Carnivora, Ursidae. Gene Ontology annotation, biological process: protein phosphorylation. The transcript is spliced from 22 exons. Bases 74 to 2185 code for a protein of 703 amino acids. The record is from RefSeq and is a predicted model, not a curated record.
GCGCGGCUGCCCGGGGAACCCAGAUUGCUCCGGACGCUUCCCGCCCCGCAGAGCCGGCUCCACAGGAACCAGCAUGGAUAAAUAUGAUGUGAUUAAGGCCAUUGGGGAAGGUGCCUUCGGGAAAGCAUUCUUGGCUAAAUGGAAAUCUGAUAGCAAGCACUGUGUUAUAAAAGAGAUCGAUUUUGCAAAGAUGCCCAUCCAAGAAAAGGAAGCUUCAAAGAAAGAAGUAAUUCUUCUGGCAAAGAUGAAGCAUCCCAACAUUGUAACCUUCUUCAGUUCGUUUCAAGAGAACAACAGGCUGUUUAUUGUGAUGGAGUAUUGUGACGGAGGGGAUCUCAUGAGAAGGAUCCAUAGACAACGGGGAGUGUUAUUUAGUGAAGAUCAGAUUCUGAGUUGGUUUGUACAGAUUUCUCUGGGACUAAAAUAUAUUCAUGACAGGAAGAUCUUACACAGAGACGUAAAAGCACAGAACAUUUUCCUCAGCAAGAAUGGAAUGGUUGCAAAGCUCGGGGACUUUGGUAUAGCCAGAGUUCUGAACAAUUCCAUGGAACUUGCUAGAACUUGUGUUGGAACACCAUACUACCUGUCCCCAGAGAUCUGUCAGAAUAAACCCUACAACAAUAAAACGGAUAUUUGGUCUCUUGGCUGUGUCUUAUAUGAGCUUUGCACACUCAAGCAUCCUUUUGAGGGGAACAACUUACACCAGCUGGUUCUGAAGAUUUGUCAAGCGCAUUUUGCCCCGAUAUCCCCGAGGUUCUCCCGUGACCUGCAGGCCUUGAUAUCUCAGCUCUUUGAAGUAUCUCCCCGAGAUAGGCCAUCUAUUAAUUCCAUUUUGAAAAGGCCCUUUUUAGAGAAUCUUAUUGCCAAAUACUUGACUCCUGAGGUCAUUCAGGAGGACUUCAGUCACAGCCUCACACAUAAAGCAAGAUCGCUGGCCUCUCAACCUAUAGGGAAGGGGGUCCAAGAUUCUACGAUACAGAAAGUGAGAUUCCAGGGAAAGUGCCUACCGAGAUCAAGGAUGUUGGAGCCAACUAAAAGGAAGGAGAUGAUAAAUAGAAAUGAAUGGAGACCACCUGCUGGAGCUCAGAAGCCUAUAAAAAUGGUAGAGAGACCCAAACUUGCUGCAAUGCGUGGACAUUAUGACUAUUAUUAUGCCCAACUUGACAUGUUGAGAAAGAGAGCACACAAACCACGUUACCACUGUGUUCCUCAAAAAGAUUCUGGAAUUGAGGAGAAUUAUAAUCAGGAAGAAAGCCAUGGUCCAUCACCAAGUCAAUGGCCUGCUGAAUACCUUCAGAGGAAAUAUGAAGCUCAACAAUAUAAGUUGAAAGUGGAAAAGCAGUUGGGGCUUCGUCCAUCUUCUGCUGAGCCAAAUCACAACCAGAGACAAGAGCUGAGAAGCAACAGAGAAGAGCCUCGAUUCCAGGAGCUGCCGAUCAGGAGAAAUGAAAUGAAGGAACAGGAAUAUCGGAAGCAGUUAGAGGAAAUACGCCAACAGUACCACAACGAUAUGAAGGAAAUUAGAAAGAAGAUGGGGAGUGAACUGGAGGAGUACUCAAAAAUAAGUCACAAAACCUAUUUAGUGAAGAAAAGCAACCUGCCCAUCCACCAGGAGGCGCCCGAGGAAGAAGGUCCUGUGCAGGACAUUGAAAGAGACUUGAAACAAAUCAGAGUUCAGAACAUGAAGGAAAGUAAAAUUCUAGAACAAAACUGUAAAGCUAAGAGAGGAGUGAAGUUUGAAAUUAGUUUAAACCAAUGUAUUUCUGAUGAAAACACCCUCCAAGAGGAAGAGGCAAUGGGUGUGCAAAAUGAAACUUUGACCUUUGAGGAUGGCAUGAGGCUUACGAAAUAUAAAUGUGUGAAGGAGUAUGAAGAUGAUACAGACGAAACAUUUGAAGAACUCUGUUGCCCAGAAGCAGAGUUGUUCGUUCAAGGAACUGGUGCUGCUGCAGAGAACAGGAGACAGAGGGAUACGCAAGCGCCUCAGACUCUGCUGGAGAUGAUGGCAGCGGGUGACAUCACCUCCCCCUGCUCCACUGUGCCUGAGGUGGGAACACUAGAACAAGGGCUUCCUAAACAAGAUGAGAGGAAUAUGGAAAUGGCCUCUGGCAUUGAAGUAAAUGAGGAACAACCAAGAUCUGACGAUGAUGAUACGUGGACCCAAUGUAAUCACAGGGCUGUUUAACAAUAGAAGAGGGAGGCAGAAGAGAGAACCAGAUGAUGUCAGCAUAAGAGGGGCUCAGCCUGGUGCUGCUGGCUUUGAAGACAGAGGAAGGGGCCACAAGCCAAGGAAUGCAGGCAGCCUCUAGAAGCUGGGAAAGGCCAGACAAUGGACUUUCCCCAGAAGCCUGCAGAAGGAACACAGUCCUGCUGACAUCUUGAUUUCAGCUUUAUGAAAUCCACUUUAGACUUCUAACCUACAGAACUGUAAGAUAAUAAAUGUGUGUUCUUUUAACUAAGUUUGAUAAUUUGUUAAGACAAGGAUAGAAAACUAAUACAGUGUACAAACUAGUUCACUUAGAAUAUGAAUCCACCAUUUUAGAAAACCGCAACUUUGAAACUUCUUCACUUCUGUUGAAUACACGUUUUUGAAUAGAUGUUGACACUUAAGGGAGUAGGUUAACGGAGAGCAAAGAGAGGGUCAAGGCAUGUCACGUUAAUUAUGCACCAAGUAAUCAUUUUACUAUGUUUUACUGAAUUAAUUUCUAAUAGCUUCAAACGUGUAGAUUAUAAACUUCUUAAAGGCAGGGACUCUACCUGCUCCUUGUAUCUUAUGCUGGUCUUUCUACAUAAGGUGCUUAGCGGAGUGCCACAUUAUAACAAUCCCAGUAUUGAACAUGUGCCUGGGGCUUAACGGACAUUUGUUGAUUUAUUGUGUUGUUGCUAUGAAGGACGGAGAGGUUACAUUUCUAAGUGGUAGAAUUCUGCCUAAAAUAUAUGCUCUGUAAAAUACAACUAAAAUUGCACAUUGGUCCACGGCUGAGCUAAGAAAACAAAGAUGAGGAAGGGUUGGUCAGAUUAUUUCUAAGGUCUGCUUAGUGUUUACAUUUGAUAUAAUUUUAUUAAAUGUGGGGAAAGUAUCAGGAGUCCCCUAACUGUGGGAUGCAUUCCACACGAUGUAUCUUCUAUGCCUGUAUUUUCCUGGUGAUGUUGGAGGUACUGUUCCUUCAACUUGGUGUAUUGGGUUAUAAUCUACUCCUUUCAGGAGUGCUCAGCAUGGUCACAUCAUGAGGCUGAGAAUAUUUAAAAAUCUCUCACCACUGUGUCAAUGUCAACCUUGGUUAACACAUGACCCCGAGAGAUUGGAGCAUCAUUAAUUCUAGGAGUCUUUUAGUGGUCAGUGUACACAUGUUUAAUUUACUUUCAGAACAUUAUGUGGUUCAGACAUACUGAAUCUGUUGGUGUGCUCAACAAAUCUAAGCAGUAUUUGAAUGCAUAGAAAAUGAAACAUGGUUCCUGAAAAUCCCAGAGAUCCAAAGACCAUU